Dothidotthia symphoricarpi CBS 119687 is the source of this 1200-nucleotide messenger RNA. Its product is annotated as hemolytic lectin LSLb. The record is from RefSeq and is a predicted model, not a curated record. Lineage: Eukaryota; Fungi; Ascomycota; Dothideomycetes; Pleosporales; Dothidotthiaceae. The coding region runs from base 45 to 1004 and encodes 319 amino acids. The transcript has 2 exons.
CUACCCACUUGGCUAUUAUUACCAAAUUCCUCAGUAUCAGCAAAAUGGCUUCUCAAAAGCUUUACAUUCCGCCCGAUGGCAUAUCAGUACGACUCGCCAAUUUGAAGAGCCACCGUGUUCUCUUCUCAAGGUCCCAUGAGGCGCCAUACUUUGGACAUCACCCUUUAGCGGACGUCUGCGAUGACCAAUGGUGGAAGAUCAUUCCGGGUACAGGUUCUCGUGAAGGAACAUACCUUAUAAAGAGCGAUGUGACUUCAGAAGUGCUUUACUCUCGGUCGAACAAUGCACCAAACUUCGGAACUGAUGGUGGAAACGGGUCUUAUGACGACCAAUGGUUCGUUUUCGAGGCUGGCAUAGGCAGGCGGGCCAGCUACUUUCGCAUCAAGGCUCCAUCGACCAACACCGUGGUGUUCUCACGUGAUGCCGACCCCCAAUUGUCUAGUCAUCCGGCUGAUGGGACGGUUUCUGAUGACCAAUACUUCACCUUCAUGAUGGAAGAUAUGGUACUCGACAGCAUGGUGUUUCAUGAAACCGGAGGCGUCAUCGGAGGCACGUCACCGAGCUCCCUGGGCAAGCAAACAUUGCCAAACAGGUCGUCUACCCCUCAGACAAUUACCGCAACGUUCACCGAACAAGAGGAUAGAGAAUAUUCCUUCGAGCAUACGACGGGAAUGUCUCUGACCGUCGGCACCGAGCUUUCCGUCGGAGUUCCUGGCAUCGCCGAAGGAAAAAUAAGCAUGUCUGCCACGCAUAGCGAGGAGUUCAAAUGGGGCUCCACUACAAAGACGGGCAAAGGCACCGCGUACAAUUUCGCCGUGACUGCACCCCCCUGGACGUGUGUCACGGCGUACGCCACUAUGAACAAGUCUAAGAUGAGUGUGCCGUAUACCAUGACGCUCAAGUCGAAGAGCACGGGUUACAAGGUUGUUACUGAAGGGGUGUUCCACGGCGUGCACAUGUACGAUGCAACGUGCUCCUACACCGAGGAGAAGCUUAGCCACUAGAGUAUAGUUAUUGACGCCUAAGGCUUACAAUGUUCUCUUGCAAGGAUUAGGCGCAAAAUAUAUCCUUGCUAUAAACUGCUCCUGGAUUGUUACACUUCUUAUACACUCUCCUUUAUAGAACUGUAUUUCGCCCCUGACCUCUGGUCAUACUGCGAGUAAAUGAGAUGCUAUGCAGCCGAAGUGCAUAGUCGAUCAC